CAAUAGAUGCAAUGAAUGUUAUAUGAUAAUAUAUAAAAAAUACGUAACAUGACAAAAGAAACUAAUAUCCGUAUAAUUAAUAGAUACCAAAAGAAAUAUUAAAUAAUACUCUAAAAUGGAUAUUACGUUGCUUAUAGCUUUGGCAUCAGUAACAUUACUAAUAUUGCUAAGCAUAAGUCUUUUCUUCCAAUCAAGAACCCCAAAAUUGAAAGAUCUUGAAAAUCGUGCUGCAGCACGACAGAGAGAUGGGGCUCAGCGACGAGCUCAGCUUGCCAGAAAUCGUGGUGCUAGACUAAGAGCAACCGCUCGAGUAAGAGAACAGAGUGAAGGUGAUUCAGAUGGUGAAAAUGUUGACAACAGUGAAACACAAGCAGAUAUCGAACUUCCUGGAGAGAAAAUUGGUGCCAAAAAGAGGGCAAAAUUAGAAGCUAAAGCAGAGAAGAAAGCUCAACGAGAAGCUGAAGAACAACAGAGACAGGAACGAAAGAAAAAGGAACAACAAGCUGAAAAUGAAAGAAGAAAGCAAGAAGAAAAGGAAAGAGCAGAAGAAAAAGCAAGAGAGGAGGCAGAACGUAAAGAAAAAGAAGAAAAAGAGAGGAGAGAAUAUGAAGAAUACUUAAAAAUGAAGGAAGCAUUUAGCAUAGAAGAGGAAGGAUAUGAAGAAGGAGAUGAAGAAGGUCAUCAAAAUCUUCUACAAGAAUUUGUCAAUUAUAUUAAAAAUAAUAAAGUAGUGGUUAUUGAGGACCUUGCUGCUCAUUUUAAGUUAAAAACUCAGGCUGCAAUUGAUAGAAUACAAGAUUUGCUCAAGGAUGAAAUCUUAACAGGUGUCAUUGAUGAUAGAGGAAAAUUCAUUUAUGUUUCUCCACAAGAAAUGGAUGCAGUUGCUAAAUUUAUCAAACAACGUGGAAGAGUUUCCAUAGCUGAGUUGGCAGAAAAUAGUAAUCAGUUAAUUAAUUUGACUCCUACCAUGGUACAAAGUUAACAUAUAAAUAAUUCCUAGAAAAUACCUAACAAUUACCAGAAAAUUUUGUUUGUAUGAUACAUUUGUAACAUUAUGUUUCAAUUUAAUU
Molecule: messenger RNA, 1070 nt
Organism: Agrilus planipennis (emerald ash borer)
Lineage: Eukaryota; Metazoa; Arthropoda; Insecta; Coleoptera; Buprestidae
Gene: Ddrgk1
Product: DDRGK domain-containing protein 1
Exons: 3
Coding region: 116-982 (288 amino acids)
Source: RefSeq, a predicted model, not a curated record